Messenger RNA from Periconia digitata, 1271 nucleotides. The record is from the annotation of a GenBank genome assembly. NCBI's taxonomy places the organism in Eukaryota, Fungi, Ascomycota, Dothideomycetes, Pleosporales, Periconiaceae.
CUUCGCCACAUGUGCACUUUCUUGUCCCCGCCCCACCAAACCACACACAUCAAUCUUCGCUUUGACGUCUACCGCUGCCUCGACACCCACUCCCCCGCCUACCUCGACUCCCCCCAGCUAGACGUGCGCGCAUUCCUGACAACUAUUUCACCCUGCGGCAACCGAUCAGCAUCAUCAUUAUCAUCAUCAGUCGUCGACCUGUUGUUAUUUUCCAAGAGCGAGCUCAAGUACCAUAUUAAAUACCUAAAUCGUAUCUCAUCAUGCCGCCAAAAGGGAAAGGAGAUCAGCCCAAGGAGAAGAAGGUCGCUGUGGACAAGACCUUUGGUAUGAAGAACAAAAAAGGUGGAGCUGUACAAAAACAGAUCAAGCAGAUUCAGCAAGCGUCGGCUGGCGCAAAAUCGCCAGCUGAGAAGAAGAAGGAAGCAGAGAAGCUACAACGAGAAAAGGAAAAAGCUGCUGCAGAGCAAGCUCGUAGGGAAACAGCAGACUUGUUCAAGCCCGUUCAAGUGCAGAAAGUGCCGUUUGGCGUGGACCCCAAAACUAUCUUGUGUCAGUUUUUCAAGAAGGGCAACUGCGACAAGGGCAGGAAGUGCAAAUUCAGUCAUGACCUUAAUAUUGAGCGCAAGACAGAAAAGAGGAGCUUGUAUACCGAUACUAGGGACAAAGAGGCCGAGGAAGAGGCUAAGAAGAAAGAUACAAUGGAUGAUUGGGAUGAAGAGAAGUUGAAGAAGGUGGUCAUGAGCAAGCACGGGAACCCAAAGACAACAACAGACAAGGUUUGCAAGUACUUCAUCGAGGCCGUGGAGAACCAGAAAUAUGGUUGGUUCUGGGUGUGUCCAAACGGAGGCGACAAGUGCAUGUACAAGCAUUCAUUACCACCUGGAUUCGUACUUAAAACCAAGGAACAACGCGCUGCUGAGAAGGCUCUCAUGGAUAAAUCGCCUCUCAACACACUUACUCUGGAAGACUUCCUCGAAUCGGAGCGACACAAACUCACUGGUACCCUUACCCCUGUGACCGUUGAGACCUUUGCCAAAUGGAAGAAAGAUCGUUUGGACAAGAAGGAAGCAGAAGCCCAAGCCAAACAGAUGAAAGAUGCGACUGGUAGAGCUAUGUUCGAGAAGGGUGACUGGCAGAACAGUGAUGAUGAUAGUGAUGAUGACAAUGAAGGCGCAUGGAACCUGGAAGCUCUGAGGAAAGAGACCGAAGCUGCACGACAGAGGAAGGAGGAGGAACGGAUGGCUGCGCAGCUUGGGCAACAAGUCUCUUGA